UGUCUUUCACUCUCUGUUAGUCUCUUCCUCUUCUCACUUCUUCUUCACUGUCACAACCACAAAUUUUGAGCCUUCCAAAAUUUUCAAUUCUCUCUCCUCUCUCUCUCUGUAAUGAAAAAUUAGGGUUAGAGUUUGGAGUUUGAUAAAUAUGGCCACUACUUCACUACUGCUACCCGAGCUCCUUUUUCUCUCUCCACAAUCCACAUUCAAGCGCCGGGUUUCUCUCUCUAAACCUUCUUCUCUCUCUAGAAACCUUAGGUACGGUUGUGUUUCUGUUCGGACUCGUCGAAUCAGAGCUUUGAAGGAAGAAGGAAGCGCGGUGGUGGAAGUCGAUGAGAGAGAGAGCAAGUUGAUCAAGGAAUUGAAUGGAAAUAAUGGAGCUGCUGCCACUACUCGGUACGAGGAGAGGAGGUACUCGAAUGGCGCGGCGGCGGUGGAGAGUGAGAAUGGGAGCUUGGUGAAGUAUGUGAAUGGAAAUGGUGUGGCGGCGCCGGCGGCAGCGGAGGUGGUGGAGGAUUCGGCGGCGAAGGAGGACGGAAGGAAGAGAAGGCUAGAGGAGAUCGGUAAAGAAGAUGCGUGGUUCAAGCAAGCCGGGAAAGAAGUUGAGGUUUCUGUUACACCUGGUGGCCGUUGGAGUAGAUUCAAAACCUACUCAACAAUACAGAGAACCUUGGAAAUAUGGGGAUUUGUUCUAGCAUUUAUCUUUAAGGCUUGGUUGAACAAUCAAAAGUUCUCUUAUCGAGGAGGAAUGACAGAAGAGAAGAAAACUUUAAGGCGGAAGGCCCUUGCCAAAUGGCUUAAAGAAAGUAUUUUGAGAUUAGGUCCUACAUUCAUCAAAAUUGGCCAGCAGUUCUCCACAAGGGUGGACAUUCUUGCUCAAGAAUAUGUUGAUCAGUUGUCAGAACUUCAGGAUCAAGUUCCUCCCUUCCCAUCAGAGACUGCUGUGUCUAUAGUUGAAGAAGAGCUUGGAGCUCCUGUGACUGCUAUCUUUGAUCGUUUUGACUAUGAACCAAUAGCUGCUGCUAGUCUUGGUCAGGUCCACCGUGCAAGAUUGAAGGGACAGGAAGUUGUUGUUAAAGUACAAAGGCCUGGUCUCAAGGGUCUUUUUGAUAUUGAUCUUAAAAACCUGAGGGUAAUUGCAGAAUAUCUUCAAAAAGUUGACCCAAAGUCAGACGGUGCAAAGAGGGAUUGGGUUGCUAUCUAUGAUGAGUGUGCUAAUGUCUUAUAUCAGGAGAUUGAUUACACCAAGGAAGCUGCAAAUGCAGAAUUAUUUGCAAGUAACUUCAAAAAUAUGGAUUACAUGAAAGUUCCAUCAAUAUUCUGGGAAUACACAACACCGCAGGUUCUGACAAUGGAGUAUGUCCCAGGGAUCAAGAUAAACAAGAUAAAAGCUUUGGAUCAGCUGGGCGUUGAUCGCCAAAGGUUGGGUCGAUAUGCUGUUGAAUCGUACUUGGAACAAAUUCUGUCUCAUGGUUUUUUCCAUGCUGAUCCUCAUCCAGGAAAUAUUGCCGUUGAUGAUGUCAACGGUGGUAGGUUGAUUUUUUAUGAUUUUGGAAUGAUGGGAAGUAUCAGUCCAAAUAUCAGAGAAGGUUUACUGGAAACAUUCUAUGGAGUUUAUGAGAAGGAUCCAGACAAGGUCCUUCAGGCAAUGAUUCAAAUGGGUGUUCUUGUGCCUACUGGAGAUAUGACUGCUGUCAGACGAACAGCACAGUUCUUCCUUAACAGUUUUGAAGAGCGUCUUGCUGCGCAAAGAAAAGAAAGAGAGAUAACAACAGCGGAACUUGGGUUUAAAAAGCCAUUGAGCAAGGAGGAAAGAGUAAUGAAAAGGAAACAAAGGCUGGCUGCAAUUGGGGAAGAUUUAUUAGCGAUUGCUGCGGAUCAACCCUUUCGAUUUCCUGCCACAUUCACAUUUGUUGUUAGAGCAUUUUCAGUUUUAGAUGGCAUUGGGAAAGGCCUUGACCCUCGAUUUGAUAUUACUGAGAUUGCUAAACCCUAUGCAAUGGAGUUGCUAAGAUUUCGGGAAGCAGGAGUUGAAGUUAUCUUAAAGGACAUCAGAAAGAGAUGGGACAGACAGUCAAUUGCAUUCUACAACUUGUUCAGACAGGCUGACAGAGUUGAAAAGCUUGCAGAAAUUAUCCAACGAUUGGAGCAAGGUGAUCUUAAACUGCGAGUUCGUACUUUGGAGUCUGAGAGGGCAUUCCAGCGUGUUGCGGCUGUUCAGAGAACAAUAGGGAAUGCUGUAGCUGCUGGAAGUCUAAUAAACCUUGCAACAAUUUUGUAUUUCAAUUCCAUUCGAGUGCCUGCCACUAUAGCAUAUGCCAUCUGCGCAUUUUUUGGCUUUCAAGUUCUAUUUGGUAUUCUAAAGGUCAGAAAAUUAGAUGAACAGGAGAGGUUGGUUACAGGAACUGCUUAAACAAUUGAUCUAGAGUGGAGAUUCAGCUCAUAUAAAGCUUUCUAAUCAAACAUGCAACAUUCAGUCAUUUGAAGAAAAUAAGAGCUUAAAGGUGCACUUCAUGCAAGGUUCUUAUACCAUCAAUAUGAGCAAAAACUUCCGACUCUCUGAUUCAUGAGAAAAAAAACUUCUCGAGGCUGAACAUUUUCGCUGGAUUCUUCAAAUUCAUAAUUAUAAUGAGAUCAAACUUGCAAAUUGGUUAGCUAAAGUCACUUUGUUGUAAUUAUAAGUUUCAACAAGGAUGUUCCCAAAAGGACUAGAGUCUCUAGACGUGGUGACUUUAUUGGCAGGCUGAUGGCCAUAAAUGAUAGCUCUCAGCCCUACUCAGGAGUUACAUUUAUGACAUAUAUAUUGUAGAUGUUGGCACUGUAGCAUCCCAUCAUAUUUGACAGGAUGGGAUGAACAUUAGCCUGUGUAUAAUUUUGUACCAUGAAGAAAAUUGUUUAAUAAAAUGUGCUCCCCCUUUUUGCUUCUCC
Molecule: messenger RNA, 2928 nt
Organism: Quercus lobata
Lineage: Eukaryota; Viridiplantae; Streptophyta; Magnoliopsida; Fagales; Fagaceae
Gene: ATH13
Product: ABC2 homolog 13
Exons: 21
Coding region: 149-2413 (754 amino acids)
Biological process (GO): regulation of response to reactive oxygen species
Source: RefSeq, a predicted model, not a curated record